AUGGCAGAUCCGUUAUCUACUGCAGGCACAGCAGUCGGCAUUACCUCUCUCGGCAUCCAGGUCACCCAGGCGUUAUUCAAAUACUACAACGAUGUCAAAGACCAGCCGUCAGACACAAGCCGCACGUUGAAGAAGCUCGAGAGACUGCGCCAGUUUUUCGAUCGCUUAGAAUCAUAUCUAAAUUCGAGAGACCGAGACGAAGAACUGGCCGAUGAAGUCAUUGACGCCGUGCAGAACUGCAAUGAAUGCAUAGAGGAACUGCAAGAAAUUCUCGAAAAGCUUGAACAAGUUCCAGGUGGUAGUUUCCAGGCGGCUGUUCGCGCUACGGGUCGUCGGCUGGCAUAUCCAUUCAAGCUCGGUACGCUGCAAAAGCUCGAUGAGGAAAUUGAUGAUGCAAUCAGUCACUUAUCACUCGUCCUUUCAUUACUACAGCAAGGUGCCGUGGAUCAAAUUGAAAAUGACGUCGAAGACAUCAAGGCGGUCCUUGCAACAGUCAGCGCCUCGAUUGUUUCCUCCGAAAUUAGAGAUUGGCUCAAGGCUCCAGAUGCGACCAUCAACUUCAACGAUGCAUGCGCGAAGAAGCACCCCGGUACGGGGUUGUGGUUUGUAAAAGGGGAGGAAUUUAGUAACUGGCUCAAAACACGAGGGUCCUUCUUAUGGCUCAAAGGCUUCGCGGGGUGUGGCAAAACAGUACUUUCCUCGACGGCGAUACAGUAUGCUCGACGCCAUCAAAGAUCUCAAUCGCAGAUUGGGCUGUGUUUCUUCUACUUUACUUUCAAUGACGAGACGAAACAAGACGACUCUGCUAUGCUUCGUGCGCUCAUCAUUCAGCUACUGAGCCAAUUAAAAACGACGCCUAAGUUUCUUAAGGACUUGUACGACAGGCAAAAAAAUAGCAUGCUACCGGUGACAGGCCUUUUGGAAUGCCUUCAUUUGCUUGUGGCAAUGUUCGAUGACGUUUAUGUAAUAUUAGACGCACUGGAUGAGAGCCCUGCUCUUAGGGCCCGUCAUCUAAUGCUCGAUACACUUCAGAGCAUGAGAGACUGGAGAAAUCUACAUCUUUUGGUAACCAGUCGAGAAUUACCUGAAAUUAGCGACGGCAUACGAGCCAGUCAACUGGAAACUAUCGUCAUGAAGAACAAUGUGAACGAAGACAUUGCCAGUUUUGUAUCUGAGCAUCUACGAAGUGAUACGGCGCUGCAGAAGUUCAAGAAAUACCACGCGAGAAUUGAACAGGUACUGACCGAAAAAGCGCAAGGAGUAUUUAGAUGGGUUGAGUGUCAGUUUAUUGCGAUCAAGCAAUGCCCAAGAAGUCCCUAUCUUAUUGAGAAGCUACUCAACUCCUUGCCUCGAACACUGGACGAGACCUAUGCGAGGAUGUUGCAGAAUAUCCCUUCUGAUUUUAUGGAGCAAGCACAGCAAAUGCUAUCAAUUUUGUGUUGCGCUGUAAGGCCUUUGACUGCGCCAGAGCUCAUUGAUGCUCUUGCUGUCGACGCCAUUGUCCCGCUUAGCACGGGUGCUCUACCGAAAUUCGACAUCGACCGACGCGUCGAAAAUAUUGAUGACCUUCAAAAGAUUUGUCCAGGAUUUACAGAGGUUGUUUUGGAACAGGAGACAGAAAACGCCACAAUACGCAUCGCACAUUUUUCAGUCCAAGAGUACCUUGAGUCAGACCGGAUCACAGCUCAUGAGAAGGCAGCCAAAUACAUGGUAGAUGUUAGAAAAGCCCAUACUAUGAUGGCUUUUAUAUGUCUUUCAAUCCUUCUCGAAGAGGGCCUAGAAGACCUGGAUUACCGAGAUGUUCAAAAACGAUAUCCUCUAGUUGCAUACGGCGUAAACCAUUGGCCGCACCAUUACCAUAAUGGUAUCUCGGUAAUACAGCUUGAUCAACAGGCUAUUGCGCUAUUUACGAAUAGGAGAAGGUCACUGAAGACAUUCGUCGAAAUCCGGGACUUUGAACGACGGAAUACCCACGGAACCUGGUUGGGACAUAGGCCCACAGCAUUGUACUAUGCCUCUUUGCUUGGACUGUCGUCAGUCGUGAAAGCUCUUUUUCAAGAGGAUUAUGGUGUGAGUGAGCUAGAAAGCUUUCUUGCCUUUGACGUGUUGAAUAUGCAAUUUGGGGACCACGGAACACCAUUGGAAGCCGCAGCCACCGAAGGGCAUUUGGAUGUUGUAAAAUUCCUUCUUGAAAAAGGCGCCAACCCGAAUCUGAAUAAGAACAACCACGAUGCAAGAUUUUUAUAUGGUAGCCCAUCACUCUCAGCUGCCAUAAGUGGAGGCCAUAGCGAAGUUGUGGAGCUACUCCUCAACGCAGGCGCCAGGGCUUACACGACAUUCCGUUCAAAGGCGAGUAAACAUAUUGAUCUAGCCACUGAGGAGGCAGCGAGGAAAGGAAGGCUCAGAAUCGUUCAAAUACUGCUCGAAAAAGGGGCAAAUUUAGACCAGGACGUUCUUAAUGCAGCAUGUGAAAGCGGCAGCAGUGAGACUGUUCGACUUCUUCUUGAUGAAGGCGCUUCCAUUAAUGCCCCGAUCCAAGACGAUUAUGCCGUAACGGCGUUGGAAACAGCAUGCAGACAUGGUCACGAGGGCGUCGUUCAGUUGCUGCUCCGCCGAGGCGCUGAGCUAACGACUAGAAUGUCUGGAGGACGUACACGAGAAGCUUUGUCGGUGCUAGAACAGUCUAAAUCUGACGAUAAAAGUAGCAUGGUAAGGUUGUUGAUCCACACUUUCCUUAAACAGGACACCGAUAAUUCGACCCUUAAGAGCCGGUUUCCAACGUAUUUGGAAGCGGCGAUUGCAAUAGGAAAUGAAAAGCUACUUUCUUCGUUGCUCAACAAGAAAAUCAAUUUCAGUAACUUUGAAGGAUGCGGACCUGCGCUCCUGGAAGCAUCUGCGCAAGGCUAUGUUAGGAUCGUCGAGAUGCUCUUGGACAUGGGUGUUGACGUCAAUUUCCGACAGCAGCAACCACGAUGGAAAGCAGGCCCUGCGCAAAAAAGACCAGGAACCGCAUUGCAAAACGCUUGCAGGAAUGGCCGGGAAGAAAUCGUUCAACUAAUCCUUAAAAGGGGUGGGGACCCGAAUGCACCAGGCGUGGAAGAUUCCUACCGGGGGAUAAUGACGGCACUUGAAGAAGCCUUAUCAAACGGCCAUAAGGAGAUUGCAAAGCUGCUGCUUGCCAACGGCGCCGCUUUAAAUGACACAAUGAAGGCGGGGGUACUCAUUUCAGCCUCUGCAAAAGGUCAACUACACAUUGUUAUGUUCCUCCUCGGCAGAGGGGCUGAUGUGAAUUCCAAGGGUGCUUUUCAUUGGACUUCUCUUCACGCAGCUGCAAUAAAUGGCCAUAAACAUAUUGUUCAAGCACUCCUGGAAAACGGCGCGGACGUUCAUAGCAAAGAAAGAUGGAAUCAAACAGCACUCGCAGCGGCGUCUGGUAGAGGUCAGACUGGUAUAGUGAAGAUUCUUCUUCAGCACGGUGCUGGCAAAGACAACCAGAAUACGAACGCAAAUUUAUGGGUAGCGUUUUCAGCCGCGCUAAGAUCCAGUGAACAGGAUCUAGUACAACUGCUGUUCAAUGAACUCAAGGGUACUACUUCAACAAACCUGAAAUGUCUCAAAGAACAUCCAGAGAUGCUGUGCAAUGCAGCAGCGGGUGGUUACAAAGAUGUGGUGUUGUGGCUGUUGAAUAGCAAGGUUUCUGCUAGUGCAACAUUGCUUUAUCAAGCAUUUCGAGCUGCGUUGAAAGCUGGUCAGACUGAGAUAGUCAAAACACUUCUCAGUCAAGGUGCAAGUGCCAACUCUCAUUCUAAGGAUAAUAUGACACCACUCAUAUUCGCAACACAACAUGGUUUUAAAGCUAUUGUGCAACUUCUGCUCCAAGCAGGUGCCGAGAUAAACGCUCGACGCCCUUUGAGAUUCCCUCACGGAAGAUCCGGAUUGGGAACAGCAACAUUCUUGGCAGCACGAGAAGGUUUCACUGAAAUACUCCGAAUUUUAUUGAGCAGUGGUGGUGAUCCGAACUUGGAAGCUGAGGACUCAGAUCAACAUUCGAUAUUCGCUCUUCAAGAUGCAACGAUAACAAAGAAUAAGGAGGUCAUCUUCUUACUGCUGGAAUAUGGAGCGAACGUCAACGCUAAGCCAGACAUGGGAACGGCACUUUACAUAGCCUCGACGGCGGGCCAAAGAGAACUCGUAGAGUUGUUACUUCAGCACGGAGCUGACAUUAACAUGGGCUUGGAGCUGCUUCUCAAGAACGGCGCCGAUGUAAAUGCGCAAGGCGGAGAUACCGGCACGGCAAUCAUAGCAGCCUCCGUUGGGGGUGACUUGGAAGUUGUCCAAAUAUUGCUCAAAAAAGGUGCUGAUAUCAAUGUCAAAGCCGGAAGAUUUGGCACAGCAAUUAUAGCAGCCUCCGUUGGGGGUGACUUGGAAGUUGUCCAAUUAUUGCUCAAGAAAGGUGCUGAUAUCAAUGUCAAAGCCGAAAGAUUUGGCACAGCAAUUAUAGCAGCCUCCGUUGGGGGUGACUUGGAAGUUGUCCAAUUAUUGCUCAAGAAAGGUGCUGAUAUCAAUGUCAAAGCCGAAAGAUUUGGCACAGCAAUUAUAGCAGCCUCCGCCAGGGGUCACUUUAAUAUUGUCGAAUUUCUGCUGAGAGAAGGCGCUGACGUGAACAUUUGGGGCGACGGAAUGUUUAGGACAGCAUUUGGGGCAGCGCUCUGCAAUAACCACACAUAUGUUGCUAUGCUCCUACUUGAAAAUGGCGCGAGCGUCAGUGCAGCGCUUCAGUUGGCUUUGGAAGGGGGCCACAAGCGCAUGGCCAAAAAGCUGCUGCCACUGGUCCUCAACAUUGAUUCGCAGACUUUUGAAGAUUCAUCAGGCGUUCACAUCUCAAUGGUGAAUAAAUUCGUGGACAUCAGUAGGCGAAUAAUCGAGGCCAACGAAAACUUUGAUGAAUACUCAGAUGAACACUCUGACGGCGAGGACCAAAAUUACCACGCAACUCCUCUUCAAAUCGCAGUCCUGGAAGGCUGCAAAGAUGCAGUCGAUCUGACACUUCAGUAUGGUGCUGACCCAAAUGGCCCUCAGUGGGGUCUGGGAGCACCACUGCAAAUAGCAGCAUCGUUAGGCCAUGAGGACUUGGUUACCUUAUUACUUCAACAUGACGCUGAUAUUCAUAGGUGUCAAGGAGAACGUUACCGGCCAGCACUGCUUGGUGCACUCUUGGGAAGGCACUUGAAGGUCGCUGAGUUGCUUCUUGAAAAAGGAGCCGACAUAACCAAUGAUUGUAACAGAAGGGGAACUGUUCUUCAGAUGGCUGCUUACGAAGGAGAUGUGUUUGCGGCGGAAUUUCUCAUUCGGCACGGUGCUGAUUUGAAUGCUUCAAGGUCAUGGAACCUUGGACCACCAUUGUACGGAGCGGUAUCGGGAGGCCACAAAGAAAUGGUUGCCUUGUUACUUGACCACGGCGCAGAUGCAAAUAUCGGUUACGAAGAUUAUGAGGAUGUCCUCUCUGCAGCACUGGAAGCCGGUCACCAAAACAUCAUUGAGUUGUUGACUGAGAGAGGAGUGGAAAGAAGACAUAAGUCCGGAGGGCCAUUGGUCUAG
This is a messenger RNA of Colletotrichum truncatum, 5598 nucleotides long. RefSeq lists its product as uncharacterized. Lineage: Eukaryota; Fungi; Ascomycota; Sordariomycetes; Glomerellales; Glomerellaceae. Gene Ontology annotation, molecular function: protein binding. The record is from RefSeq and is a predicted model, not a curated record.